This is a messenger RNA of Egretta garzetta (little egret), 342 nucleotides long. RefSeq names its product prolactin releasing hormone (gene PRLH). The transcript has 2 exons. Gene Ontology annotation, molecular function: hormone activity. NCBI's taxonomy places the organism in Eukaryota, Metazoa, Chordata, Aves, Pelecaniformes, Ardeidae. The record is from RefSeq and is a predicted model, not a curated record. Bases 16 to 342 code for a protein of 108 amino acids.
CACCACCACUCCACCAUGCGGCAUCUGAUCUCGUGGACACCACGUGCCCAGUGGUCACCCAAGCACUUAAAGCUGGUCACCGUCUAUGUGCUGGUGCUCUUGGUAUCGCUCAGCUUUGCUUCAGGACAGAGCAGGCCAUUUAAACAUCAGAUAGACAACAGAAGUCCUGAGAUCGAUCCUUUUUGGUAUGUGGGCCGUGGUGUCCGCCCCAUCGGUCGGUUUGGGAAGAGGCAGCUGAGAAGCAACCGUGGCAGCCUGAGGCCUGUGAGCAGGCACCUGGAUUUCAUCUUGAACGCUUUGUGGGAACAGAAAGUGUCAGGCACAGAAGACAGUGACUGGUGA